AUGGCCGAAAAAAAUGACGAGAAGGUAGUAACUAGUACCAGCAUACCCUCAGCGCAAAGCCCAAACGACGAAUACGACGCCCAACUCGAAAAAAGAGUAAUAAGAAAAAUCGAUUUCUGGCUCGUGGGUUUUUACUCCUUAGUCUACAUAUUCCGAGUAAUCGACUCAAGCAACUACUCCAAUGCAGCAAUCAUCAACCUCGAAGCCGGGACAGGAAUCAAACAAGAGCUCGGCUUCAGCGCCUCCCAAUGGUCCUGGACGCAAUCAAUCUUCUCAUACAGCUACCUGUUCUUCGAGCCAACAAACACAAUCCUACUGAAAGGCUUCACUCCGUCAAGAUGGAUGUUCAUCCUAAUCCUGUCAUGGGGAAUUUGUGCCUGCGCGGCCGGAGCAGCGCAAAACUUCGCAGGGAUGAUGUGCGUGCGGUUCGCCAUCGGGCUGGCCGAGGCAGGCUUCUACCCAUCCGUUCUCUACCACAUGGCGUUCUGGUACAAGCCCUCUGAGAUGCCGUGGCGCGUUGCGCUAUUCUAUUCUCUGGGCCAGGUCUCUGGGGCAUUGAGUGGACUGCUGGCGUACGCGAUUAGUUAUAUGGACGGGGCAGGCGGGCUGUCGGGCUGGAGAUGGCUGUUUAUUCUGGAAGGGUUGCCGGCUAUUUUGUUGUCUAUUGUGGCGUUGUUCGGGCUGCCGGAUUAUCCUGAGACGGCGAAGAUGUUGACCGAGGAGGAGAGGGAGUUUUUGAAGGGCAGGCUUUCUGGGGCUGCGCCUACGGGUAAGGAUAAGAGUUGGGAUUGGCAGAGCUUUAAAGCUUUGCUUUCAAGUCCGACGCUCUAUACAUUUUCGCUUUAUUGGAUUGGGCAUGGGAUUGGUGGGUUUGGGGUGAAUUAUGCCUUGCCCACGGUUAUUUAUGAAUUGGGCUUCACGACGACGGCGUUGUCGCAGUUGAUGAAUAUUCCUCCCUACGUUGCGUGCUUUUUCUUUUUGAACAUCAUUGGAUGGCUACUGCACAAAGGAUGGAUUAGGCCUUGGACCACUGCAGUCGCGAUUGAAAUCACAACGAUUAUCUGCUACAUCAUCCUUAUCACAGUAUCAAAUUCGGUCGUCAAAUACCUCGCCCUGGUGGUAGCUACUGCUUGUGCCGGCUCAGCAUACCCGGUCAUCUGGCCAGAGCGUAUCCGCGCGCUCGAAGGCACAGUGGCCGUUGGUAUGGGUAUUGGAAUAACAAACGCAAUGGCUCAGUUUAGCGGAAUUGCCGGACCUCAUGUUUACAGUACAGUGUUUGGUCCGACAUACCGUGUCUCAUACAUCAUUUGCCUUUGCUUCCUCUGUGCGGCUAUUUCGGGCAUUUUGCUCUCUUGGUGGCUUGUUUGGAGGAAUGAUCGCAAAAAAGAAUUACUUGUGACGAUCGACUCCGAAGAGGACGCUUGA
Penicillium soppii is the source of this 1425-nucleotide messenger RNA. RefSeq lists its product as uncharacterized. The record is from RefSeq and is a predicted model, not a curated record. Gene Ontology annotation, molecular function: transmembrane transporter activity. Gene Ontology annotation, biological process: transmembrane transport. Lineage: Eukaryota; Fungi; Ascomycota; Eurotiomycetes; Eurotiales; Aspergillaceae. The transcript is spliced from 3 exons. Bases 1 to 1425 code for a protein of 474 amino acids. Gene Ontology annotation, cellular component: membrane.